GACGCUGCGUCUGUUUCAUAGAGUGAACUUCUCGCGAGGUGAAAACCCACGCACGACGUCCACCGCAAAAAAAAAAAAACACCUGCGGAGAAACGUAGAGAAGGAAACGGAUUCCGAAUAUCGGAAGAAAAGAAUCCUUCGAGCAGGCCCAACGAAACCAUAGAGCCAUGAAGUUAGCAUUAAUGCUAGCAGUCUUAUGCUGCUUCGCGUUAGGCGUCCUAGCCUCGCCGCUUCCGGUAUCAUCCGCUAGUGAUUCGGCCGAGGUAAAAGUCGAGGCUUCUUCCCGACAAGCAACGGCAGCUGCACCUGCUGCAGCAGCCCCAUCAGAUGACGAAGACGAUGAUGACGACGAUGACGACGAUGGUCUAGAUCUCGGCCUCGACGACGACGAUGACGAUGAGGAUGACGACGAUGACGACGACGACGAUGACGACGACGAUGACGAUGAAGACGGCGCCGACUACGUCGAACGUUUCAUCGAAGACAUUCUCGGAGGCGACGACGACGACGACGACGACGACGACGAGACGAGUCCCGCGGCUCAACCAGCCGUUGCAGCCCAGCCGCAAGCAUCUCCGGCGGUAAAUCAAGUGCCUCAAAUAACGCAGCCCCAAAUCCCGCCGAAUGUCGAGGCCGAUUUGAACGCGGCUGUGGCCGAAGCAGCGCUGAACGAACAGGAGAACGGAGAGUACGAGGAGGACACGCCCGAAGAGCAGGCGGCGAGCACGAUCGUCGAGGCGAACGAAGAAGGUGCACAACCGGCGGUAUUAGCCGGGGAAAGUCUGCAGUCUGCGGCCGUGCCCUCAGUUGCAGUCGUUGAACAGGCCCCGGGGGAGGGGGACAACGACGAUGACGACGAGGACGACGACGACGACGAAGACGUUGACCUCGGGUUACCCGGGGCAGACGACGACGACGACGAAGACGACGACGACGAUGACGAAGACGAAGACGAAGACGAUGACGAAGACGACGAAUUAACCGAUCUCACCGAGGCCAGGAGAUCACGCGCGAUGUCACCGACGCCAAAUAAGCAUGUGCCGGCUAUUUACAUAGCAAAGUAUAACCGUUUUGUCGACAAUAUAUUGGGUCGAAUAAACAAAAUUCUUCGGACAAACUACAACCCCGUUACCGUCAAACUGACGAAUCCUAACGCGAGCGUAAAAGCGAACAAGAAAAAGACGAAGGGAAAAGGCAAAGGUAAAGGAAAGAAAGGGAGCAAAAACUCGGGCCAAAAGAGCGGUGUAAAAUUCACCGAAAAGAGCGCAUCUGCGACAAUGGUCAAUGCAGAUUUCAAUGAGAAUAACACGAGUGCAGCCAACAACAAUGACUUGAUGGAUUCAAGUUCGCAGGUCAAGAUCGAAGAUAGCAGGAAUACCGCCGAGGUUGAAGCUACCACAUUGAACAAUAUUGCGCUCAGUACUACACCGAAAAGUCCGGAGUCCAGUCGGGCAACCACUAAUUCGAAUAAGAAGAAGAAUAAGCGCAAGUCUUCGACCAAAAAGAACAACAAGACAAAAGCAAACAACAGCAGAGCAAAAGCGAGGGCAACUUUGUACGGUUUAGCAUCGCUGCAGCGAAUCGGCGACGUGUCUGUGAACAUGAUGACUGACCACACGACGGUAAAAACGAAAUUUUCCCUGGGUCCUCUAACCCUGAGAGUAGAAAGGGAAGUUGGAAAGUCUGGUAAAAAAGAGUUGAGAAGCGCAACUGCGACGACAGCUGAAAUGUCGGGAAAGUUGAACCUCCGAGUUCUUCACGGCGGAGCAGCUACACUGCAUUCGAUUCGUGUUCUGCAGCCAAAACAGGUUCGCAUUGAGAGCGCCGAUGACCAUGACCGCACCCGUGAAUUUGUGUGGAAGAGAUCUUCGCACAUUGCUCACGUUGUGUCGCAAAAAUUAUCUUCCGCUACGAAAUCUAUGCUACGUCCACCACCAAUUGCCGCGCAAGCUGCUUAACGACGAAAUGGCGAUUACGGGAAUAAUCUGUCGUUCGAUUAAGCUUAAGCUUAGCCAUAACUAUAAAUAUACUUUCCUAUAAAACGAGAAUUAUUAGACUUUGCCGUAUAGUAACGAAUCGAUAUAGAUCCUAACUGUUAUAAGGUCACAGUGUGAGUUGAUAUUAUAUUUAUAGCCGUUGAGCUAAUUUUCCUCGAUAAAUGCAUUUGUCGAGAGAUGAAUAUUUUUGCAGAAGGAUAUAGACAUUAAUCAUAGUUAUAAUACUUACCAUUUCCGCAUAAUGCAAUACUAAUCGCAAUAAUGUAAUACUUCUCGUUUUAAAGAAUAUUUUACUGUAUCAUUAUUAUUAUCAUUAUUGCUGUUCAUGCUAUAUUUAUAUCAUAUUAUCAUCGCUAUAUUUAUUAAUUAUCCGUUGUCAUUAUCAGUAUUACUUAUCCUGCCAUAUUUCAACUAACGAACUUUAAUAAUCGAGAAUGUGAUUAUAUUUUCUUCGAACAAAUUUCUAUUACCCUGAAUUUUAUUGCACAGAGCUGUGCACGUUUCACAUGUAUUAUUCAGCAUAUUAUACGCGCAACGAUGGCAGAUAGAAUCAAAUUAUAUCAAAUAAUCGUGGUACCAGGUAGUGGGUAGCAAUUUUUUAUAUCAAAAUUUUGACAUGUACUAUACGUAAUUUAUACAUUAUACAUUGAUGAACGCAACUGCGGAUUAGUUUUAUAACAGUGAAUUAUUUAUUCAAAAAAAAACUGAUAAGUGGUAGUACUGCUACUUACAUGUAACCUAUUUAUUUCGCUCACAAUCAGUACUCAUAAGAUAUUUAUAGGUAUUCGAUGUGUUUGUCCUCAUGUGUACAAUAGCUAUAAGAUCAGUAAAAGUGAAUGACAUAAAAAGAGAUA
Molecule: messenger RNA, 2851 nt
Organism: Neodiprion virginianus
Lineage: Eukaryota; Metazoa; Arthropoda; Insecta; Hymenoptera; Diprionidae
Product: acidic repeat-containing protein-like
Exons: 7
Coding region: 168-1958 (596 amino acids)
Source: RefSeq, a predicted model, not a curated record